CUCGUCAUAGUCACUUGUGUCUUGUGCAUUGGGCAAAUCAUUAAGUAACAUUGCUGGCUUCAUAAUUAAUCUUUACCCAUUGGUGUUCCUCGUUCACUUGUCGGGAACACGUAUGGGAGGAACACCUGGGCCGAGCAAGGUGGCGGGUGGUGGCGUCGCGGUGACGCAGUGGAGGAGUCUAUGCUAGGUAGAGUUGAGAAGUUUUCCGUCAUUGGUGAACCGAGAACAGCUGGAGCAGGUGGAACCAACCGACAAUACCUUUGUAGCUGCUACAAACAUGGCACAACUAGCUGUGAAAAAAUCAUCGUGAAAGCUGCAACUCACCUCAGACUGACACUAGUGGUGCCGCCUGUAGCUGCUGGGCGCUAGGGCCUGGCAGCAAUAGUACCUCGCAGGCCGUCGGGGAACAUGGAGGAAUCCUCUUCACUGGGGUUUAAACCCCAAAAGCAAGUUGUUUACAACAAACUUUUGCCUUACAAAGAACAUCUUGACAGUGAAAUUCUUGAACAAAUCCGUGAAAUCAAAGAAAAUCUAUCCAAAGCCUUGAUCCUCGGGGAUAUCAGGCCGGGCUGUGUGCACUGGGUGGCCAAGCUGUCCAGAUUUGUAAAGCUUUAUGGAAUAUGCUUCUCCAAAGAGGACCACGUGAAGCUGGUGAAGCUCAUGUAUGAGCUUGCCGUCACCCUCAACCAGGAGUUUUGGGUCAUGGCAAAGUUUGCACAGAUGCUGACAAUCCUUCUCAAGAAGAAAGAGCUGCUGAGCCCAGAUGAGCUUGUGUUGGAGUGGCGUCCUCUGUAUGACUUGUACAAUAGUUUGUUCUACAACUCCUACAAUACCAUUGGAAUGCUGAUGCUGCCAUCGCACACCCGGAGGGACACCAGUCGUUUGUUUAGCCGUAGGAGGGGAUUUUCAUCCAAUGCCGAGGGAGCCGUGGAAAACAUGAUUCGAGUCUGCCGCUUCUACUUUCCACCCAAUUCUACAAAGGAGAUUCUGGAAGAGGUGCGACCAUUGCUGUGCCCCUUUGACAUGAUCAUGCAGCGAGCCAUGGUCUACUUGGAGCUCUUCUUGCCCACUGCCCUCAUGCCCCACCAGGAGGACAUUGGCUGGAGGCUCUGGAAGGAUGAAAUGUUAGGCAUCUGGAAUGCUUGCCAUAAUAGCAACCUGUGGUUUUGGGAGAACACCAUGUUCUGGCUGUUUGCACGGCUAGCCUGGCACAACAUAGGAUACAUUGAUUGGGAAGAACAUCUACCUAUGGUGUUUACUAAGGUUUUGCGUUCGUUCCGCCUCCCAGUGUCUUACAAGAAAACUCAUGUUGGCAAAGGAGACGGUCUCUCGCAGUUUGCUUCCUCUAUGUUCAUUGUUGCGAACUUGGGUGGAGACAGCAAGACUCAGGAGAAUCUUAGUCGACUCUUCAAGUCCCUGGAGUCGUAUUACCAUCCUUCCAACUCAGGCCCAUGGAGCAGACAUCUCCAUGACUUCCUCAACAAACUCUCUCUCCUCUUCAUUAGGAGAUUACAUCGGGAGAGGUACAAGAAGCCAUCUUGGGAAGUGGAAGUGCCAGAACACAAGAAGUUGACGGAGCAAGACAUCACGGCCUUUGUGCAGUGUAUCCAGAUGCCCACCAUGCUCACCAUGUACUCCCACACUGGCACCCAUGAUGCUGGCAUUGUCUUCCACAGGAUGUCUCUUCUUCGACCUGAAAUUGUUGUGCCACCUCUUCUUGAACAGCUUUAUUCAUCACUAGAAACCACCACUGAGCCUCAUUGCUUGACUGCUUCCUUGGAAUGUGUAGUGUGUGUGGCACGGGCUCUUGUCCGUGGAGGGAAGCACUACCCUGAGGGCCAGACUCAUGUUAUUCCUCUGCUCAUCCAGACACUUCCUGGCAUUGACCCUAAUGAUAUAAAGAAGUGCAUGGUAACAUUCCAGUUCAUCUAUACUCUGGUGACUCUUGUGCCUUUUGUAGACUGUUCAUCAGCAACAGAAGAAUUCACAGAUCUGACAGAGUGGGAGCAAGAAGUGUGCCUGCAGACAGCAAGUUUUGAAGAUUUUGUUCUCCAGUUUAUGGAUCGCUGUUUUGCUCUGAUUGAAAAUUCUACCCUUGAACAAAUUACACAGCAAGACAGGGAAACAGAAAAGAUGAACAGGGAGGAAAACAUGCUGGAAAUGGGACUUUCAUCUACGUUCUCUGCCAUCAUUACUCAAGCACAUCCAAAGAUAUAUGAUGCUGCCUUACAAAGAUUGCAGACAUUCAUAAAGGGUAAGAUGAUUGAAAUUCAUGUUGCUGGGAAGUUUGCUGCCAACAUGUGUCGUUCUGCUGUCAAGGUCAACCCGCCUGAGGCCCUGAAGGUGUUUGUUCCUGGAGUUUGUCGCCUUCUACUGACUCUCACAGACAAUGAAGAAGUGCAGAAUGAAGAACACUUGGAUGAUGAGCUCCUCUUUAAUCUUCUGCUCUUGUCCGAGUUGGUAAGAUGCAGUGGAUGCCAUCUACUGAAGUACAUACCACAGAUAACACAAGUAUUGACUCAAACACUGCAUCUAAAGAGCAGAGAAGGCUACCACCUGGCAGGAUCUGUGCUGCGUUACCUGCUCAAGUAUUUAAGUAUCUCAAUGCCCUCUGAGUACCGAUCGUUGCCAUACAGUUGGGACACGCCGUUCUCCACUUCUCUGCCUAUACGGCAUUGGGGAGAGGCUGGGGAUGUGCACAACCUGGGAUUGACAUGGGUAGAACCAACAAAAGCUGAAGAGGAAGCUAUACAGACCCUUGUGCGGACCUUCCUUACCCCAGAACUUGUGCUGCUGCGCAAGGUUGCCACUGGAGAAAAGGAGGUUUCAAGAGAGGAGUUGCAACAGUGUUUGAGCAUCACUCUUGAUAUCUUGCUUGGUGCUGGUGCUGUCCUGCCUCACUGGGAGGAAGAGCCCAUCCCAUUGGUUGAAAUGUCUGUGAAGAAAGACAACUCAAUAUUCAUUGUCAGGAGUCAGGAAUUGUGUGUAACUCUUGACUCUGAGAAUUUCCCAACAAAUGUUCGCAAAGCUGUUGCUGAUGUCGUCCUGCAGCUGGUGGACAAACUCCUCACUCAGGGAUCUGAUGAUGCCAAGUCUCUGUGCAGGGCCAUCAAUAUAUGUCAUGGGGUGAUAUUCUUCUUUGGUGUUUCAAAAGAUGACUUUGAUGCCAGAUGGAAAAGUUUUCAAUUCAUCAAAGAUACACUGGCCAACAAGCUCACCAGAAACAAGCAGCACAUACGAUCGCUGCUUAUUGAGAGGACUGUCCUUCACCAAGAAAGUCGUAUCUUGGAGAACAGUGUUACUCAUCUGACACAGACACACAAUGCUGUUAUGAACAGUCUUAUGCACCUUGCAACUAGUCAAUAUAGCGAAGUGAGAAGUAAGAGCCAGCACACCUUGAGUCAAAUUUUUCAGUCAUUUCCAUACUCAUAUAAGUUGGUCUUGCCAAGCCUCAUCUCCUCGCUGCAGGUCAAUCCUACAGAGCAACAUGAGAAGUUCAAAGGAAGUCUCUACCUCUUAUUGGGAAGACAAGGGAAGUCUCUCAUGGUGCGUCGUGACUGGGAGUCCCUCAACUUGGUGUGGCCAGCGUUGAUUGCAUCCCAGCACUCUGAGAAGCCAUCUAUAAUCAGGCUUAUGAAUGCUCUGUCUGACACUGUCUAUUACUACAUGGAACUCUUCACUAUAUACCAACAAGUACCACAACGUGCUGUAAGUGCAGCAGAAGCACUCUUGCAGAGUGAUAACCCAAAGGUGAAGGAUGGUGUGCUGAGUGUUGAAGUUUUAUCUUCUGCUGCUGAAAAUGUCAAAAACAAGGGCAGGACCAACCAUGAGCUGUACAACAAUCUGGUGUCUAGCAUUGUGCAACGUCUUGAAUCUGGAACAUUGCACUGGAGGAUACACAACAUGGCACUCAACCUCCUCGGAUGUUUGGUUCGUCCAGAUGUAGUAUUUCCAGCAGCAGGAGUCAGGACCUUCACAGCCAAUUUGAUACAUGACAACAUACGCAUUAGAGAGACCUCAGUCUUCUAUAUGCCAUGGAUUUUGAAGAAUCAGAAGAGGAAGCACAAGAAAAUUGAGAUUGACCCGUACUCAGUGGAUAGUAAACAUGAGGUUCCUGCACACGUAUCUCCUGGAGAUCACAGACCUGAUAACCAGUGGAUGCAGUAUGAUAGCAGUAGAAAGAUUACUAGUGAAGAAGAGUGGGAACAGCCCAGAUUUGUAGAGAAAACAUACUUUGGAUGGUACAGUUGGCCAAAGACCAUGAUGGUAUAUGCCCCACCAUCCCAGCAACCUCCACUUGAUAGAAAGCGAGAAGAACUGACGGAAGAGGAACGAGCAGUGUACGACUUUUUCAUCUGUCAAGAGAAUGUGGACAAACUUGUGUCAUUCUUGUCCCUGGAAGAAAAUAAAGAGAGAGACAGCUUCAAUACUCGUCGUUUCUGGAUGAUAAAGGGACUCUUCAGGAACUUUGGAGAUGCUUUCCUCCCUCAGUUUGAAGGCCAUUUGGAGAGACUUGUUAAAGAAACUCAAAAAAGUAGCCAAAGAUGUGCUGCAGAAGUUAUAACUGGUAUGAUUAGGGGCAGUAAACACUGGACAUUUUCAAAGCAUGAAGCUUUAUGGGAGAAGUUGAAACCCAUUUUGAGAACUGGGAUGGCAAGAGUAACAGUGGAGACAGUGGAGGACUGGGGCACCUGUAUGGCCACUGCCAGUGCUGACCGAGACCCUAACAGAUUAGCUCCAUUGAUGGAGCUGUUGAUGGAUGACCCAUUGAGAGCCAGUGAAGGAGCAUUCAAUGGAUCAAGUCGAAUGUAUAUGUUGAUGGGAGGAUUAGGCCAGCAAGAGUGGCGCGUGUCAGAGUUGAGUCAUCGUUUGCUUGAUUACUUGAGACCGUCACUAUCCCAUGCUUACAAGAGUAUCAGGGACAGGAUGGGCAGUGUGCUGACUGGGAUCUUCAUGUAUGACUUGGCUCUCCCAGGAGGAGGAACAUCACGCUAUCCUAGCUGCUCAAAAUUCAUAGAGGAUACUCUUCCUCAGCUGGCACUUCUUAUACAGGAACCCAGUUCAAGUGCAGCAAGUGAUGCAGACUCAGAUACUGUCAAAUAUGGUGCAUCUGUAUCAUUUGCUCCUGAAGAUACUUCUCUUUCUCAAUCAGAGAGCAAAAUGUUUAGUGAUAGUGUGAUUCCCUCUGUGAGGGAUUUAACAAGGGCGACACUUUCAGCGAGUGACAACAUAGCAAAGGUUUUAGGUAAUGUGCACUCAGAAAACUCUCAAGUACCAAUAAUAAACCCAUUGAUAAACCAUGUCUCUGGACUUGACACACCAAGUUUUCUGGUUGGAAGAGACAGCAAGGAUUUAAGUAGGCUGGGGAAAAUCAAACUUAAAGAUUGUGACUUAUCCACAAAUGUUGUGUAUGAUUCUGUAAAUGUAAUGCCAUCAGAUACUACCAACUAUGAGAAAAACAAUUUUCAUGAAAAUCAUGUGAAGAAUCCUGUUAAUGGUUAUAUUGGAGCCAGUGAAGAAAGAAAAACAGCAGUGCGCCUGAUGAACACUGUGUGUCGGUGGCUGGUGGGUCACGUGGGACGCUGCUACAAUGGUGUCACACCUGACAUAUACAGAUUCCUUCCUUACCUGUGCCAGCUGGAAAGUGUUGACAAUGACCCUGAGCUGCGGGGUAAUUGUAUAGCAACAUUAGCCAUCCUCAGUCAAGCUGUGGUUCUUCCAUCCCGCAUUUCAUCUCUCAUAGCCACCGUCACUCAGAUAGCACAGAACAGUUGGUGGCGUGCUCGAGCAGCUGUGUUGUCUUUGCUGCAAGUGGCAGUGUUCACCAACAUGUUUACUAUUCUGAAUGAUGAGAAAGCACCUCAGCAAGUGAAAGAACUUGUAGUGAAUCUCUUGUCUGAUUCAAGACUUGAGGUGCAGCAGAUGGCAUCCACUGUGCUUAGUGGACUUAUUCACUGCAAGUUUAUUCAAGCAGAGGAUGAACUUUUGAAUGAGUUUACCUCUAAACUUCAAAAUAGUCGUAAUCAGAAUAGAAGAGGAAAGAAGCAAUUGCAGCCACAACAAAUAACUGAACUACAUGCCAAUGUACUGGGACUUUGUGCUUAUGUCAGUGCCUUCCCUUAUGAUGUACCAGACAUGUUGCCUCAAGUGUUGGUCACUCUAAGUGAUCAUCUCAAUGACCCUCAUCCUAUACCAGCAACAAUCAAAAAGACCUUGAGCAACUUCCGGCGCACUCACCAUGACAAUUGGCGUGACCAUAAGAAGAAGUUCACAGAGGAUCAGCUGGUAGUGCUCACUGAUCUUCUGCUUUCCCCAUCAUACUAUGCUUAAUUUCUUACUGUUUUAGAGUUAUAACCUAAAUGUAUUUAUGAACAGAAACUACUUGUAUUACGUCAAAAAUGUGCAACUUGUGCUGCUGUAUGAUAUUGUUCCAAUAUUUCCAAAUAUUUUAAGUCUUUCCGUAAUGGGAAGUUUCAUUUUGGUCAUUCUAGCACUUUGUGUUAUAAGGAAACAAAAGCCUGUGGACUGCUGAAGAGUGACUGGUCUAUUUGAAAAUGUUUACACUGGGAAUUUUUAUUCCUUCUCUAAUGAAAAUGUUUGUUAUUCUAUUUUGAGCCAGUUAUUUAUAAACAUUGUAAACUUUUUUUAAUUUUAUUCUUCUUAAUGCAUGUUUUCAUGAAUUGCAAAAGAAUAUAUUGGUGAAGUAUUAUAAUUACUAAUUAUAAUUUUAAGUGUGUCUGUGUAUCCUUUUCAUAUAUAUAUAUAUAUAUAUAUAUAUAUAUAUAUAUAUAUAUAUAUAUAUAUAUAUAUAUAUAUAUAUAUAUAUAUAUAUAUAUAUAUAUUCUUUUUUUUAUUAUUAUUAUUUUUUUAAUGGAAAUAGAGGUGUACUACCAGUUUACCUGCACAUCCUCUAGUCCAGACAAAAUCUCAAAUGGGAGUUUCAAAUUUCCACAGCCACCCAACUAGUUUGCUGGGCAACCAUUUCCAUUUCUCAUGGCACAUUAAAAUCUGGUUUUAUAUUUUAUUAAAAUUUUUCUUUUUCAAUUAACGGGCCAUUAGUGCCAUCAGUUUAUGCUGUUGCUAAUAGGAAUGUGUGGAAAUGAAUGUAGAAGAAAACCAUUAUUUUUUUUAUACUUGAGGAAUAAGUAAAUAUAUACAGUAAUUGUAUACAGUAAAUAUAUACAGUAUUGUGAUUAUUAUAUUUUUCAGCCGCCCUUCUAAGGCAAUUGGUUUCUGUCAUGUGAAACCCUAUCACAGCCUUCCUAUGGAGGAGUUCUUAGGAGCAUGUGUUGGAUGGGUUGAUGGAUAUAAAUGUGAGGGUGUCAAGCAGUCUGGGAAGGUAUCAUUGAAUAACUGCAAAUAGCAUAAUUUGGUUCACCCAUUUGUAUGAUGAGUCUCACCUCUACAAUCCCACAAACUCUUUGAAUUCUUGUUUCCCAUGAAUGGGUGCACUGUAAAGGGAAGUCAUCUAACAGACCAUGAUUGAAUAGUCAGUCACCUAAUGACUAUACUAUAGUAUGAAAAGUGGUGACCUUUGCUGGUCUGGCUGAAUGAUAAAUGUAAGGCUUUAGAACAUAAGGUGCUGGUAAACUGGUAGUUUAUCUGUAUUAUAUUGUAAAUGCAUCCAUUGUAUACUUUUUAGUGUGAUGCAGUUUGUGUCUGAACCAAUUGCUGCAUUAAAAUGAAGUCAUUUACUAUUUUAGUUCUAAUUCAUUAUAAAAUGAAUAUAGAUAUGUAGUUUUGUAGGAGAGCACAGAUUUUUAUGAAGUUUGUUAAGAUUUUACCUUGAAAGAAUUUUCUGCAGGGGAAGCUAAGGUACAAGUAGCUGGUGUCUUUGAUUUGCCAGUACAUGUGUAGAAAAUGUACAGAAUUUUGAUAUUACGUCUUUUUUCAGUUUUCUUUUUUAUUCUAUUUUUCUUUUAUGAUUUCAUUUUAUUUUAUUUUUUUAUUUUUAUUUUUUUUUCUUUCCUUUUUCACCUAAUUCAGGAGCUGUGAGUUUAGUGUGUAACAUAUACAUAUAUUGUGACUAAUCUGGUCUCCCAUAUCUGGAGACAAGUAGGAGCUGUAAAAUGAAACCCAAAUCAACUGAAGCUUAGUAGCAACAACUUUGUUGAUAUUGUUUGCUUGGAAACUCAGCAUUCUUUCUUUCUUCUUGAAAUAUAAAUGAAUCCCUCAUCAUUUUCAUAUACCAAAGUUCUGUAUAAAUAUAAAUUUGAGAGUUUGUUGUAUGCUGUAUUUUUUUGCAAUAGUAAUUUCUUGCUAAUGGUCGCAACCAUGCAUCCUUCAUGGCAAGAGAUGAAAAAAAACAAUGUAUUCUAACAUUUUAGCUGUGAUAAAACGGAUUGCAGCCUUCUGAUAAUGUUAGCACCAUUGGUAAUUUAUUACAGUUACAAAUCUGCAUUAAAAUGCAAAAUAUAAAA
Molecule: messenger RNA, 8420 nt
Organism: Scylla paramamosain (green mud crab)
Lineage: Eukaryota; Metazoa; Arthropoda; Malacostraca; Decapoda; Portunidae
Product: proteasome activator complex subunit 4-like
Exons: 34
Coding region: 409-6330 (1973 amino acids)
Biological process (GO): proteasomal ubiquitin-independent protein catabolic process
Cellular component (GO): nucleus; cytosol
Molecular function (GO): proteasome binding; peptidase activator activity
Source: RefSeq, a predicted model, not a curated record